Talaromyces rugulosus is the source of this 1086-nucleotide messenger RNA. RefSeq lists its product as uncharacterized. Gene Ontology annotation, biological process: sulfate assimilation. Gene Ontology annotation, molecular function: 3'(2'),5'-bisphosphate nucleotidase activity. Lineage: Eukaryota; Fungi; Ascomycota; Eurotiomycetes; Eurotiales; Trichocomaceae. The transcript has a single exon. The record is from RefSeq and is a predicted model, not a curated record. Bases 1 to 1086 code for a protein of 361 amino acids.
AUGAGCUACGCAAAAGAGCUCGAAAUUGCAUGCCUCGCCGUGCAGCGCGCAGCCCGCCUGACAAAAACCAUUCUGGCCAGCGUCGACAAGGGCGCCCUCGACAAACAGGACAACACGCCCGUCACCAUUGCCGACUUUGCAGCCCAAGCACUCAUUAUCAGCGCCAUACACCAUGUUUUCCCUGCAGACCAGUUUGUCGGCGAGGAGUCGUCGGGUGCGCUGCGUGAGAAUCCGCAGUUGUUAGAUAGAGUGUGGGAAGUGGUUUCGACGACCAAGCUGGAGGAUGUUGAUGGCGAGGAAAAGAGAAUAGUUCUGGCAACGCCAUCCUCGCCAGACGAGAUGUUGGAUCUGAUCGACCUCGGCGGCAAAGGUGCUGGCGGAUCCGAGGGUCGUAUCUGGGUGCUUGAUCCGGUCGAUGGCACGGCGACGUUUAUCAAGGGCCAGCAGUACGCUGUAUGUCUGGCGCUGCUCGAAGACGGGCAGCAAAAAGUGGGCGUGUUGGGGUGUCCGAAUCUCAAGCUCGAGUCUGACGACCUGCAAAGGACACGCGUCCAGGAAGAUGUUGUUGACAGCGCCGGCGCUGGACAGGUGCUUUAUGCUGUGCUCGGGCAAGGGGCAUAUAUCCAACCUUUAUCCAACACAACACGUCUUCUAGAAGAUCAACGACAACGUCUUCCAACCCGCCAGCCCACCGACCCCAGCGACGUCCGCUUCGUCGACUGCGCAUACGCCGACUCGACCGACUACAACAAACACGGCCUGGUCGCGAAAGCGCUCGGCGCGCCCUGGCCCGCCACGGCCGAUCUGUGGUCGUCGCAGAUGCGCUAUGUCGCGCUUGCAGUGGGCGAGUGCAACACGCUCAUCAAGAUUGUGCGCCAGCAGGACCACCGCUCGAGUAUCUGGGACCAUGCGGGCGGUAUGCUUAUUGCGCAGGAGGUUGGCUGUACGAUUACAGAUGUGCGUGGGGAUUCGGUGAGUUGUGGGCAAGGUAGGAAAUUAGCGGGCGCGUAUGGACUGGUUGUUGCGCCUGCGCCGGUUCAUGCGAGAGUGCUGGAGGCUGUGAAGGAGGUUAUUCAGAGGAGUUAG